GCGACCUCCAGCGGUUACAGUUAGAAUAGCAACUUUCGAUGUGAAGAAAUCCUCCUUGGUUUUCAUGGUUUUGACAGCAACAGUUUUGAAGUGUUAACAUGCAUACAGACAUUAGGCAGUAAAGCAAUCAAUGAAUCAAUCUAACCGCAUUUCCAUCAAACCGAAGAACUCUACUCUACAAAGGAAAGGUGCAGCUUUUAAACUGACCGCUAGGAUCGCCUUUCUCUAGGAAGCUUGCGUAACGUUCCUUCCGGCUGUCUGAUAGAGGUCAACGCGUGGCGGCGGCGAGCGAGACAUUUUGUCUGUGUUUUAUAGCAAAUACACCAUCAUGUUCUACAAAUUUAACAACAUCUCAGGAAGAAUAGGAGCCGCGUCACAACAGGCUGCCUUCAGACCGGAGGGCAUCCUGCCACUCACACAGGCAGAAGCCCCGCCCUUGAUAUUCGGCUCACCUGUAAAACCGGCAGGUGAGGAGGCGGUAGCUCCCAGGGGGAAACCAGCGAUGGUCCGGAACAAGGUCCCAGAGAUGCAGCAAGUCAUGCAGAGACCAGGGAACCUGUUGUUCGUGAAGAGGGGAGGACUUGACGCCGUGCUGUACAGAGGGACGAUGGGGCUGGUCGUGGUGGGAGUAGCGUACGCCUGCUUUGGGCUGUUCCAGGCCAUGAUGCCCAAGAAGAGCGAGGACUGACCCCGCCUGAUGCACUAGACAUUGUGACUGGGAUGGGGCAAUAUUCACAACACACUCACUAGUCCUCACAAUGUCGCCGGUGACGUGUGGUUUUGAACGUUGGACUGUGAUGGGCUGAAGGUUUUGAUGGGGAUAAUUGAUAUACAACUUACAAGAUAUGUCAACAAAUACACUAAGUUUCUCUUUCUGAGUUUCACACAUUCUAUACAAGCCUUGCUUAUGCCACUAGUAAUGUGCGCUGGCUGACUUUUUAUAGAAUAGGAGAAAUUGUAUCAAAUAUUAUGCUGCAACAAAUAUGACAGCCUGUAUAACAACCUACACACCAGUAAUAGUUUUAUUACAUGUUAGAGUUGCAUGGUUGACAACUCAACCAAGCGCACAUGUACAGUAUUCACAUUGAAAGACAAGCUGUUAUAUGUGAUGGGUGAAGUCAAAACAGUCAGACCUGAAUCUGCCAUAUACUAAUAACUUCAUGUGUGUGCACAGUUUAUUCUGAAACAAGCUCCCUGUAUAGUCCUGUAGAAUUGUACAUGCUGUGUACAAUAUUUUGAUUCACUGGAGUUCCUGCAGUAUCAAAUGUGGCCUAGAUUGUGAAAGUAUGAAUACAAGAGACAUCAUUAUAUGAUAACUAUGCCUGUAGAUUUCUUGGGUCUACAACACCAGAGUUUUAUUCUUGUGUUCUCUAGUCUUAAUGGCAGGGAAAUAAAGUUUUGGAAGUAUUU
This is a messenger RNA of Branchiostoma floridae (Florida lancelet), 1410 nucleotides long. Its product is annotated as cytochrome c oxidase subunit 7A-related protein, mitochondrial-like. The transcript has 3 exons. The record is from RefSeq and is a predicted model, not a curated record. Gene Ontology annotation, biological process: mitochondrial respirasome assembly; mitochondrial electron transport, cytochrome c to oxygen; regulation of oxidative phosphorylation. Bases 329 to 688 code for a protein of 119 amino acids. NCBI's taxonomy places the organism in Eukaryota, Metazoa, Chordata, Leptocardii, Amphioxiformes, Branchiostomatidae.